Molecule: messenger RNA, 1843 nt
Organism: Planococcus citri (citrus mealybug)
Lineage: Eukaryota; Metazoa; Arthropoda; Insecta; Hemiptera; Pseudococcidae
Exons: 9
Coding region: 195-1745 (516 amino acids)
Source: RefSeq, a predicted model, not a curated record
CCUCGCUACAUUAUUAUUGUUUAUUUAGUAUUAAUGGUUUAACUGGGUGAGAAGUGUUUCGAGCCUAUUGCGCGAUCGUGUUAAUCUAGUGUAUCAAAUUUUUUGACAUUUUUCGUCAAUUUUUUUUCACCUCGUUUGUGAAACAUGUUGUAGUUCUUUUUUUCAUUUCGCAUGCGUUCAUAUAAAUAACGUCAAUGGAAUCGUCAUCUAUGGACGUGGUUUACGGACAUGUCUGUCAUCUACCCCCGUCAACCUUAAAACAAGCCAGGUGGAAAACAAUGUCUGGAUUAGAGCUUAGCGGAUAUAUAGACGUCAAAGUACCUCUUAGAGAACGUAAAUUCGGAACUUGGAAGGCAUGGAAGAGGCAGUGGUGCGUGAUAAGUCGUAAUGGUAAUACUGUAACUUUACAAAUCAGCUCGGAAAAAGGCAAUCCAACAUUUUCUAUAGCAAUUCCUGAGGAUGCUACGCUAUGCCGAACUGAAUCUAGGAGUAAAUUCUAUUCAUUUGGUAUUUUCCAAAGUACGAAAUCUCAUAAAGAAGCGUACCUGUAUUUAUCAGGCGAAUCGGAAACAGAUUCUCAGAAAUGGAUGUCAAAUAUAAGACGAUUAUUAAAACCACCUUUGUUAACACCUUUGGAAGAUGAAUUCGAAGUAUCUUUGGUCGAUAAUCAUCACUCUAGAGAGGCUGGAUUGAUGGGUUUGUAUGGUAAUUUAUCGGUUAAUUCGAACGAAAUAGUGAUCAAAGAUCCGCACACGACUAAGAUUAAAGUCACUUGGCAUUGGUCUCAAAUAAGUCAUAGUUAUCUUCCAUUACCGUCUAAUCCCGAAGAUGUGCAUAGAGUUUGUACAAUUUGCACGAGCAGUAAAUUUAAAGCCGGCGAAGGUGAAUUGGAAAUGUUCUGUUUGGACGCUGAUAAAUUGCACGAAAAAUUACAAGCGUGUCCUAGAUUCCCGAAAGUUCCUCGUAUUGUUACAUUACCAUUGCCUCCGACUCCAGAGCAGACGCCUCCUCCGACUCCUCCGAGGCUGAGGGUGAACACAUCACCGUCGUCUAACUCUUUGAAUACGCCACAAAUGUUGGUCUCGUCGCGUAGAAUGAGCAGGAGUGAAAACGAUCUGCAAAAAUUCUUUUUUCAACGUUCUUUAAAUAGCUUGCGACAAAAUAGCUCUCAAGAGUUGAUCUUAUUGUCAAACGAAAACGUAGCUGCGAUGAAAAAGGUACCUAGUCUUAUUUUUGCAAACAUUGGAUUUCUCAUUUCAACUCCAGGAUGCAGCGAGCCUGGUUCUAUGACUGAUAUCUGUUUUGCGGAAAAUACUUCUCAUAUCGAUCUGCAUCAUAUCAAUAACCCUAUCGAAGAAAAAAUCGAAUACGAGAUGAUCGACGAAGAGGAACUGGAUCAAUUCGAAGAAAUAGAAACGAAAGUAGACAAUAAAAGAAGAGUACAAAAACAAGAUUCUAGAGUGUCUGUGACUUCCGGAGAAUAUGAAGAGAUAAUUAGUGAAAAUGAAUUCGAUAAUGAGUAUAAAUCUUUAGUUGAUACGCCUCCACCGCUUCCUCCUAGGAAAUCUAAUCAGAACUCGUCUUCGAAACAACAAUCAUCUCAUAGUAAAGAAAAAAUGAUCAAUUUUAAACCAACUCAAGUAGAAUACUUGCCGAUGAGUCCGAUGAGAAACGUGGAUCAGAAAUACGUAGUGAUGGCCAAUUUGAAAGAUAAAAUUCUGGUCUCCGAGCCUGUGCCUAUUUGAAGAAUGUAGUUUCGUUUCAAUACUUGAGAACUAUUUUCACACAAUAUUUUGCAAAUUACUUAUUGGUAUUUUUACAAUAAAAUUUAUUAUUUUGGUUA